Panthera uncia (snow leopard) is the source of this 1133-nucleotide messenger RNA. It is a transcript of the gene MAGEH1, whose product is annotated as MAGE family member H1. NCBI's taxonomy places the organism in Eukaryota, Metazoa, Chordata, Mammalia, Carnivora, Felidae. Gene Ontology annotation, biological process: negative regulation of transcription by RNA polymerase II. Gene Ontology annotation, cellular component: nucleus. The transcript has a single exon. The coding region runs from base 257 to 916 and encodes 219 amino acids. The record is from RefSeq and is a predicted model, not a curated record.
GCAGAUAAGGCGGAGUCAAUUUUGCCUAGCGUUCUGGCUCUUGCAGCGGAAGUGAAUGCAGGCGGCUGUUGCUCGCGCAUUUUUGUUUCCCUGGGAGUGAGCUUUGUCGCUGAGAACAUCUGGCUUGUUGCUACAAAGACUAUUGACAUUGGUGGCUUCAGCAGCGGCCGCUUAAGGUAGAGAUAGUUGCUUUCUGCAGAAGUUGCAGGCAUCAUUCCCUAGAAUUGCAAGAGGCUCGGCGCCCAUAGUGGGAGACAUGCCUCGGGGUCGGAAGAGUCGGCGCCGCCGUAACGCAAGAGCCGCGGAAGAGAACCGCAACAAUCGUAAGAUCCAGGCCUCAGAAGCUUCUGAGACCCGGAUGGCCACUUCUCUGGCCCCAGGCACCCCGGAGGACGACCUGAGUGGCCCUGAGGAAGACCCUAGCACUCCGGAGGAGGCCUCCACUACACCUGAGGAAGCCUCCAGCACUGCUCAAGUACAAAAGCCUUCCGUAGCCCGGAGCAAUUUUCAAGGCACCAAGAAAAGUCUCCUGAUGUCCAUAUUAGCCCUCAUCUUCAUCAUGGGCAACAGCGCCAAGGAGGCCCUGGUCUGGAAAGUGCUUGGGAAGUUGGGGAUGCAGCCUGGCCGGCAGCACAGCAUCUUUGGAGAUCCAAAGAAGGUCGUCACAGAGGAGUUUGUGCGCAGAGGGUACCUGAUUUAUAAGCCGGUGCCACGUAGCAGUCCCGUGGAGUAUGAGUUCUUCUGGGGACCUAGAGCACAUGUGGAAUCGAGCAAGCUGAAAGUCAUGCAUUUUGUGGCAAGGGUGCGUAACCGAUGCUCCAAGGACUGGCCAUGUAAUUAUGAUUGGGAUUCCGAUGAUGAUGCAGAAGUUGAGGCUAUCCUUAAUUCAGGUGCUAGGGGUUACACUGCACCUUAGGGCAAUCUGGAGCAGACACUUGAGGGGGGUUGGAAACAGCAUGAGGUACCCAAAGGAGUAGAUUAGCUGGGUGCUGAGUUGAAUAUGAUGGGAAAAGGGAGACAUUUGGUAUUUGUGAUCAGUGCUAAUUGUUAACUGCAAAAUAUUGUACAAUUGUAUACGUCUUAAUAUAGUGCUGGUAAAGGUCACAAUAUGAUUAAAAAUAUGAUUACAGAAA